CAAAGUGUUUUUUUUUUUAAUUCACGGAAGGACAAGAAUACACGAGAGAAUUUUGUGGAUUUUGCAAGAAUCUUGAUCUGUAUUUCUGAAUCAGCAGUUGGAAGAUCAUGCAAAGAGAGAUCGAGUGAUCUUUGCAGAAAUUCAAAAGUAUUUUUUUUUUUUUUUACAAACGGAGAGUGAUCAACUGUUAUUUGUGAUCGGAGUACAAACGAAUGUCAAUUAAAUAGACGAGGAAAUUAUAGGCUUAUAAAAAGAAAAGAAAGACAAAACGCUACGUUAUGUUCAUCUGAUGACAACGAUCUCGCCUGUGAGUUUCAAUUAUCAGUGACACCUGGACGCGGUUCUUGUCUUUGCCGAACAGUCGAUGUUUAUCGAGGAUUUCUAACGACUGACACCCUCAAUCGCGACAUCAUAAUGCGGCUGCAAUGACAUAUCCCGUCCAUCGUUAUGGGAUCGAUAUAUUAUAUUAGACGAUAGCGCAUGAUCGAGGAAUCAGAUCAAUCGCGCGUCUCUUCGAGGUCUUACAGUCGACUUUACGGUGGUUGACCGCGCAUCGAUCACGUCGAUCCGCCCGUUCGGUCCACCAACUAUUUCUUCCACUCGUCCUCACCCUCGAGCGCAACAUGUGGCGGGUGGUGGUAGCGCGUUCCGACGACAACAGCACCCUGCUGUCCUCCGAAAUCACUUCCGGCGCUGUCGCGCCUAGUCACCUGACGACGCUGUCGGCACCUCCGUCAGGUCAUCAUUGGGGUUACCCGCCACCGCCGCAUCACUCGCCCUAUCAACCGCCCUCUCAGCAUCCAGAUAUGCGUCAUCAUCACGACAUGCGUCCGCCCGCCACUCACAGCGAGCUGCGGCAUCCCGCCGCCGUCCCCGGUGACCUCAGGAGUCAAGAACUGCGACAUGAGAUGCAACGAUCGGACCUGCGACACCCAGCGGAGAUGCAAAGGCAUCAGGAGGUACAGAGACACCAGGAACUAUCCAGACACGACAUCGCCAGGCACCAGGACGUCCGGCAUCAGGACAUAUCAGGCAUGAGGCCGGACAUAUCGGAGCUGCGCCCCAGUCACGAGUACUUGGAGCUUAAAAUCGACACGGAAUUGAGAAAUCAGGACAAUAGCCAACAACAACAGCAGCAGCAACAGCAACAGCAGCAGCAACAGCAGCAGCAGCAGUCGCAACAAAGUCAGGGGCAUCAGCAGAGGAAUCUGAAGAGGACCAUGAGCGAUUCAGACUGCGACGAUGUGUUCUCAGAGGAAAGCGGCAAGGAACCAUGCAACUCGCCCGGCGGAGACUCAUGCCAGCACGCGUCGCGGAAACGCAGGAGGGGAAUGAUCGAGAAGAAGCGUCGCGACAGGAUCAAUGCGUCCCUCAGCGAGCUCAGGAGAUUGGUCCCGGCGGCUGCGAGGGAUCCUCACAGCGGAAAACUGGAGAAGGCCGAGAUUUUGCAGCUCACCGUCGAGCAUCUGCGCACGCUUCGCAAUAAGGGACCAGAGGGUUACGACAGCACGAAGCUGGCCAUGGAUUACCACGCGGUAGGCUGGGGCGAAUGCGCCGCCGAGGUGGGUCGCUACCUGGUGACCAUGGAAGGACUGGACGAGAGGGAUCCCCUUCGACUGCGUCUUUUAUCACACCUCCAGAGCUUCCACAGGGAGCAUCCACCGUCGGCCGUGCCCUCGGCGGUAGCCUCGGCACCUACGUCCACCUCCACUGCCAGCAGCUACGAGCCGCCACCGAACACGAUAUCCGCCGGGAUGCCGCCCGGUCCGGGGAGCAUGCCGCCCCUUCUGGGCGGCGGUACCCUUGGCUGGGGUCAGUACCCGGGUCAGUAUCCCCAGCAGCAACACGGGAAGCCUUAUCGACCUUGGGGCGCGGAACUGGCGUACUGACCGUGAAUUCUCGAUCGAUGACGAGGUUCGGCGCGAGGGUGGUAUAAGCCGGAACAAUGAUGACAAUUUCAUGCGAUCUCAGAAUUUCUCUCCCUCUUUUUGGAAAAUUUUAUACAUAGAAUGCAGUAAAACAUAAAUAACUGAAGACUGUAUCGGAUAUUUCCACAAAAUGGGAGAGAAUAUAAAUUAUAUCACUCUUUUGCCGAUCGAUUUUCUUAGAAGAUUUAAUUAUGGCGGCAGCGUGCUCAUGUUGAUAAGUCAGUUGUCAUCUUUUCCGAGGAUUUGUUAAUAGUGAAGUGAUUUGUAAUAUUUAUAUGCGACUGACAGAUCUAAUUGUUACAAUCGUAUGAAACAAGACCAACGUGAGCGGCGAAUUUUGCCGCUUUCGUGUACGUAGGAUGUACGAUUUUUGUAUACGACAUUUUAUCAUUUUGAACAUAUCUCAGGAACUUCCGCAACGACCAAAUUUUAUAUAUCGAUGUAUUUUCAAUGAGUGAGACAAUGAUAGUCAUACAGGUACCUAAUUAAAAGAAUAUUUAUUAAUAGGAAAGAAGAUUGUAUAUAGAUUGUACAUAAUGUUUUUGUAAAUAAUGAGAAUUAUGCGUCCGUGAUUUUAUCGGAAAUCUUGUAACCGGCUGUACACCGGUUUUUUUACGCGAUGCCGCCGUUUCGCUUCCCAAUCGCGCUCGUCGCCGAGCGAUAAAGUCGAUUGCGCGAGCGUGUAAAGUCCAGCGCGCCGCGGCGCAAAGAGGAAGGAAGAGAAGGGAGAAAAGAAGGAGAAAAAGGAAAACAAAAAAAAAAAGAAAAGAACGAAACGAUCGUCAUACGCAUUCGCAACGUGCCAUUACGCAUUUCAGUAUACUACGUGUGGGAGAAAUCCAAGUAUUUUUGCAAUACGAUUUUAUAAUAAAGCGAUAACACGAGGAAUAUAAAUAUAGAAUCUUGUCUCGCCUGUGAUUCUCCCUCCCCCACUGCACUUUCCACCAAGAGAAUCCAAUCUCGGAUGUGUAUUCCGAGAAUCAUUCGUAAUGAGAAUACGAACUGCGGGAAACUGAGAUCCAACUGAGUUCUUGUUGAAUAAUCAAUACAUUGAAGGAAAGAAGACGCUAUAAAUCGAGUAUUUCGCACAAACGCACCCUCAUUCAUCAUUCGCAGAAUCUAAGCACUUGAUACCGCCCCCAAAUAUAUUCUCUCGAUGUUUACGCGUCCUAUCUAUUAUGCAAUCUGUUUACGAUCGGAAGCACGUGCUUUCGAAUUGACGAAAGCAGCGAUCAUGUUUGGAAAGACUUCCGGUUGCGAUUAUUCUCUUCCGUCUUAUCACAGGCAGCCCUAAUUGGUCUGCUUUCGUAAGUAAAAGAAAUACAUUCGGUCGCACAAAUAUAUUCGUUUUACAUUUAAAAAUCCUCGACCGAUUUUCACAGUUGAUGUGUCCCUCGUGUCCCGAAUAUAAGUAGCUUUAACGAUUUCGCUCUUAAAAAAAAAA
Messenger RNA from Pogonomyrmex barbatus (red harvester ant), 3372 nucleotides. RefSeq names its product Hairy/E(spl)-related with YRPW motif (gene Hey). Gene Ontology annotation, biological process: regulation of DNA-templated transcription. The record is from RefSeq and is a predicted model, not a curated record. Gene Ontology annotation, molecular function: DNA binding; protein dimerization activity. Lineage: Eukaryota; Metazoa; Arthropoda; Insecta; Hymenoptera; Formicidae.